AUGGACAACUGUAAUGGCAGCAGUGAAACUCAGUUCGUUUGCUUACCUGUUAAUCUUCAACAUAUCGGGUGGUUACUAUUUGGCAUCUUUCUUAUCGUGAUCACUUGUUGCUCCUCGUUGGUUGCCUGUUAUGUAUGCCAAAUGAUAACUCGUAAUACUCGGCACACCGAUCAUGUAGUAUUCUAUAAAUGUCGACCAAAGUACUCCAGAUCUUUACCGUAUCGUCUUGACGAAUUACCUAGAGAUGAUUCAGUUCAUAAUUACAGGAAUCCAGAGGAAGCUUACAGCUCCAGAUGCCGCUACUAA
Messenger RNA from Enterobius vermicularis (human pinworm), 306 nucleotides. The record is from the annotation of a GenBank genome assembly. Lineage: Eukaryota; Metazoa; Nematoda; Chromadorea; Rhabditida; Oxyuridae.